GUCAGGUUAACGUCACAUAAGCUUGAAAUCUUGAAUGAAAUAAGUAAGCACAGUAAAUUUUGUGGUUUGAUGUGUUGGAAGUUUUUGAUUUUACGCUUGAUUUUCGACAAAGUAAUUCAAGAAGGUAAAAAUGACAACAUUCGACUCAAAAUAUGAUAUGUUUCCGGCUGGAGAUGUGGGUGUGGUAGAAGGUGAAAUGAACAUUCCAUCCCAAGGAGGCCCUUCUGGGGAAAGUAUGGAAUUCAAUACCCUUGAUGAACCUAUCAAAGAAACAUUUAUGCGAGACUUACGAGCUGUUGGAAACAAAUUCUUUCAUGUCUUAAUACCAAAAGAAAAGACUAGUUUAUUAAAAGAAUGGGACCUUUGGGGCCCAUUGCUGCUGUGCACACUGAUGGCAACAAUCCUGCAAGGCUCUACUGAGCGCGCUGAUAACUCGAAUGAUGGUGGACCUGAGUUUGCAGAGGUUUUUGUGUUAGUCUGGAUUGGAGCAGCCGUAGUAACAGCCAACUCUAAGCUGUUAGGCGGUAAUAUAUCCUUUUUCCAAUCGGUAUGUGUUCUGGGGUACUGCCUGUUCCCGAUCGCGCUGGCGCUGAUCAUCUGCCGCGUCAUACUCUUCAUGACGCAGAACUCAUUCCUCUUCUUCUUAAGGCUGGUCAUUUCAAUGGUCGGCUUCAUUUGGGCAACAUUUGCUGCGACAAAGUUCCUGGGCGACAGUCAGCCCGAAGGCAAGAAGGCUUUAGCUGUGUACCCGAUAUGCUUGUUUUACUUCAUACUAUCAUGGCUCGUUGUCUCUCACAGUAAUGUCUGAGCACUCAUAGUACUUAUUGAAUAUAUUUGUAUUUAUAAUUGUGAUAUGGACAUUCUUUUUAGAAUAAUUUGUGAAUAAAUGUGUUUUCUUUUUUUAGAUUAAGGCAUUUAAUGUAUUUAUUGGUAAUGACUGCAAAAUUUGGUAUUUAUAAGCCACGUUUCACGUGACAAGCACAAUUUGAUAUCACAGAAGCCAAACAAUAUGAACUUCUACACUACUGUAUACUUUCGUAAUUUUUAAAUGACAUUCCAUUUUACGAGUUAAAAUUGCAAAAUUAC
This is a messenger RNA of Papilio machaon (common yellow swallowtail), 1086 nucleotides long. RefSeq names its product protein YIPF6 (gene Yipf6). The transcript is spliced from 6 exons. Gene Ontology annotation, biological process: endoplasmic reticulum to Golgi vesicle-mediated transport. NCBI's taxonomy places the organism in Eukaryota, Metazoa, Arthropoda, Insecta, Lepidoptera, Papilionidae. The record is from RefSeq and is a predicted model, not a curated record. The coding region runs from base 131 to 808 and encodes 225 amino acids. Gene Ontology annotation, cellular component: membrane; trans-Golgi network.